Messenger RNA from Octopus sinensis (East Asian common octopus), 1441 nucleotides. RefSeq lists its product as uncharacterized. Gene Ontology annotation, cellular component: membrane. The transcript is spliced from 2 exons. NCBI's taxonomy places the organism in Eukaryota, Metazoa, Mollusca, Cephalopoda, Octopoda, Octopodidae. The record is from RefSeq and is a predicted model, not a curated record. Bases 64 to 1158 code for a protein of 364 amino acids.
AUCUUAACGAUUCUUAUUUUCUAAUAUUUCGAUUGAAUCUUUUAUGUUACUCUCGAACCAAAAAUGGAAACCACUUACCCAAAUUUCGGUAACUUCUCGAUAGAAUCUCUCGAUUCAAAUAUCACCUAUGUACGACCCAACAUCGGUGGGAACGUGCACUUAAUUUACAACCAAAUCAUACUCCCAAUAUUAACGUAUGUCCCGCCAAUUCUGUUGACCCUCGGCAUGAUAAGUGACUCUUUAGCCCUGGUGGUGCUGCGGCAGUCAAAUCUGCGCCAGUGUUCGAUAGGUUUCUAUUUACGAGUCUUCAUUGUUAUUGAUAUAUUUGUUAGAAUUUUAAAACCAGCACUCGAAUGGAUAAUUACAUACUGCAAACUAACUCACAUUCCCCAUAUUUCUGAUCCCCUUUGCCGUUUGUGGCAAUUCGGUUGGAAUGUCCUCUAUUCGUCAGCCACAUGGUUGGCAGUCUGCAUGGUUGUUGACCGCUAUAUUAUUCUUUGGCAUUCAAGAAAAGCAACUGAGCGUUGCAACGUCUUCAUGUCAAAGGUCGCCAUCGCCAUGGUCUUCACAGGUCUUGUAGUUAUUAACAUACAUGCCAUGUGGAGUGCCUACUUCACCUCGGGAUUGUGCAAUCAAAUUAAUCCAAACAAUCCCAAGAUGCACGAAUUGGUGUGGUUCUGGGUCUCCAUGUCAGCUAAUUAUUACAUUCCGCUAAUACUUUUACUUUUCUUUGAUAUAGCUGUAGUUCUGGGAAUAAUCAUCAAAGGAGACAGAAGCAAUUAUUUCGGUCAGCUGGCCACUGAGGAAUAUGAAAUGACAUCCGUUAGUACUGUAAUUUGCAUUACAUUUUUCUUGAUUACAUCACCUGAACACAUCUGCUAUUUGUUAGAGGAGAACCUUCAGUUGAGAGGACAUGGAUUAAUUUUACUUUUCCUUACGUCAACAGCAGCCCAACUGCUCACGCUUUUCAACUCCGUCCUCGUGUUCAUUUUCUGUAUUUUGUUCUCUUCUUCCUUUAGAGGCACUCUUAUCGAAAUCUUUGUAAAUAUUUUCCGGCGAAAGCUUUCCCACUCCGAAUACGAACUGGCAACGGCGAAUAACAACAUGGAAGGCACAGCACUGGAAAUAGAUAAUCCAACUCACAACGCCAGCAAUUAGAUUCCUCUAUGUAUAUUUCUUUCUCCGUCGUGUUGAUUCGUCAUUCAAUUGCUUUCUAAUGUCUUCGUAGAUGAUUUAUACAAUGUUCCCAUCAAAUGAAGUCAGUGAAACGACUCACACUUCACAUCACAAUACAUAUAUACAAAGUAUAUACUAACAACACACAUGCAACUGCAAUGUGUAUAUGUGUAAACAUAAAUAGACAUACACAGACAUUAUAAACAUAUAUAUAUAUGUAUAGCAUUCUUUUCGAUGGUCCGAUAACUGAAGAGAUGCCGGCGAG